ACGUCUCCUCAGCUCCGCGGUAAUGGAGGCUGGGGAUGAGUGCUGACUGGACCUGGCUCUGGCUUUGGCUUUAGGUCUGGCUCUGGCUCUCGCACUGGCUCAGAGUUUGGGUCUGAGUCUGGCAGCCGGAAGCCUGGACACCCUUUUUCGACUCCACGAGGUGGAGACAGCCUGCGGAGAAGCAUCUGGUUUGGAGCGCCUCAACGCGGGGAGGGAGUUUUCUUGCCCAGGGUCCAGCCUGUAAAGCCGCCGCCUCCUCUCAGGGAUCCCGCCCCACCGGCUGGGCCUCCUCCAUGCAGUUGAAACAGGUUGACAGCCAUUAACCUGGGUUGCAACUACAGGUGGCACUGGAAGCAGACUGGUUCCUGGACAUGCCCGGUGGAAGGAGGGGCCCUAGUCGGCAGCAGCUAAGCCGUUCAGCUUUACCUUCUUUACAGACUUUGGUUGGUGGGGGUUGCGGCAAUGGAACAGGCCUGAGAAAUAGGAAUGGUAGUGCUAUUGGCCUUCCGGUCCCACCUAUCACAGCCUUAAUCACCCCAGGUCCUGUUCGUCAUUGCCAAAUUCCUGACUUGCCUGUGGAUGGGAGCCUGCUCUUUGAAUUUCUCUUUUUCAUCUACCUGCUGGUCGCCCUGUUCAUCCAGUACAUCAACAUCUAUAAAACAGUGUGGUGGUAUCCUUACAACCAUCCUGCUUCCUGUACUUCACUGAAUUUUCAUCUCAUUGAUUAUCACCUGGCAGCAUUCAUCACGGUGAUGCUUGCAAGGAGGCUUGUAUGGGCCCUCAUCUCAGAGGCCACUAAGGCGGGUGCAGCAUCUAUGAUUCACUACAUGGUUCUGAUAUCAGCUCGUUUGGUGCUACUUACUUUGUGUGGAUGGGUGCUUUGUUGGACCCUUGUCAAUCUCUUCCGAAGCCAUUCAGUCCUCAAUCUCCUUUUCCUUGGCUACCCGUUUGGUGUUUAUGUUCCUCUCUGUUGUUUCCACCAAGAUGGUAGAGCUCAUCUUCUUCUCACAGACUAUAACUACAUGGUUCAGCACCAGGCGGUAGAGGAAAGUGCCUCAACUGUGGGUGGCUUGGCUAAAUCCAAAGACUUCCUCUCCUUAUUGCUGGAGUCUCUAAAAGAACAGUUUAAUAAUGCCACGCCCAUCCCCACCCACAGCUGCCCCCUAUCUCCUGACCUCAUUCGCAAUGAAGUAGAAUGUCUGAAAGCAGAUUUCAACCACAGAAUCAAGGAAGUGCUCUUCAACUCCCUCUUCAGUGCCUACUAUGUUGCAUUUCUUCCCCUGUGUUUUGUGAAGAGUACCCAGUACUAUGACAUGCGCUGGUCAUGUGAACACCUCAUUAUGGUGUGGAUCAAUGCUUUUGUCAUGCUCACCACGCAACUGCUGCCAUCCAAAUACUGUGAUUUGCUACAUAAAUCAGCUGCUCACCUUGGCAAGUGGCAGAAGCUGGAACAUGGGUCCUACAGCAAUGCUCCCCAGCACAUUUGGUCAGAAAAUACAAUAUGGCCUCAAGGGGUGCUGGUGCGACACAGCCGAUGUUUAUACAGAGCUAUGGGGCCUUACAACGUGGCAGUGCCUUCAGAUGUAUCCCAUGCCCGCUUUUAUUUCCUAUUUCAUCGUCCAUUAAGGCUGUUAAAUCUGCUUAUCCUUAUUGAGGGCAGUGUCGUCUUCUACCAGCUCUAUUCCUUGCUGCGGUCCGAGAAGUGGAACCACACGCUUUCCAUGGCUCUGAUUCUCUUCUGCAACUACUAUGUUUUAUUUAAGCUCCUUCGGGACAGAAUAGUAUUAGGCAGGGCAUAUUCCUACCCACUCAACAGUUAUGAACUCAAGGCAAAUUAAGCUGCCGCUCAGCAAUGAGGGAGAACUCAGAUAAAAAUAUUUUCAUACGUUCUAUUUUUUUCUUGCGAUUUUUAUAAAUAUUUAAGAUAUUUUAUAUUUUGUAUAUUGUUACGUUUUGAAAGGUGGGAAGGGUAAGGGAUAUUAAAUGUAUCCAUAAACAAGGUGAUGUGAUCUUUCAUGUGUUAGUAUAUUUGAAUAAUAUACAUAUGAGAGGUAUGCCUCUCCAGUAAAGAGAUUGAUUUGUUUGUAUGGCUCUAGAAUAACUCAUUCAUUUAUGGAUACAUCUUGUGUAUUAUUUGACACAGUACCUUUGGUGUGUCUGCUUUUCUUCCAAUCCUUCUCUUUAUGUUUAGUUCUUAGCUGGCUUCCUUGUGACAAAAAGGGCGAUCAGUGGAGCUCUGCCUGCCAACACCCAUUUGCUUUCUCUUCAGCUGGCUAACAGUGUUGGCAUACCUAGGGAAAAAGUGGAUUCAAGUCCUGGGUGGGGUUCUCCUUGUUGCCUACCAAGAGGAAGCAUUUCUGAGACAGGGACUCAGUUGGUCUGUUCUAUCCUAUGACACUUAAAUACACUUUUAAAUAAGCUACUAUCUUGAGGCUCAGGAUAUUGCUGUCACUUUCCCUAUUCUUUCAUCUUGUUUGCCUUCAAAGAUUUUCCUUUUAAGGUUAGCCAUUCGAAAUAAUACUUUUCAAGACAGUCUUUAGAGUGUUUCACACUCAUGAGUGAGAUGGUGUAUGUCUAAGUCAGUGGGAGAUGAUGAGUGCAAACGCCAUGUGGGCUGGAGUGUAGGCAAGUUGAAGAUACCAAGUAGCUAGAAGAAUGGGUGAAUCCUCAGCUAAACAAUCAUGGAUUCAGUCUAGCAGCAGCCCACCUAUUAUGUUUGGAGAUGUGAGGGGAAAUUAAAUAUAAGUUAUCUCGUUGUUCUUAGAGAAUUUGGCCUGUAUCCAAAAUGUGUGUGUGUGUGUGUAAUUUCACACCCCAGAACUUUCAUGUUUAUGAGCAUUAACCCUUUUAAGUCACUGUUCUUGGCGGGUAAUAUAGUUAGUCCAUUAAUGUUACCACUAGUCAUCUAAACUUUUGAGGGCUUAUCUUAAGAGCCUGAAAUAUAUUCCCACAUGUUUUCUUUGCUAAAUUUGGUUUUUUAAACUAUGAGAAGUUUUUGGUGAAACAAAAUAUGACUUAUGAAGUAAAAAACCAAUCAUAUUUCAUAAACUGGCUCUGAAGACAGUUCUUGCAGAGGAGUUCCUAACAGGUUUUCAGUAAUUGUAGCAUUGUAAGGAAUAGGUAUAUGUGUAGCUACCCAAGGUGACCACUUCUGUGUUCAAAUUAACCAUUGUUUCCUUAAAUACUUUGAUAUGUAACUUUUUUUUUUUUAAGUUUCAUUACUUGAUAUUCAGUCUCAGUUUAUUCAACCUUUCAACGAGUAUCUGUUGAGCACCAGGCAUUAUAUUAGGCAUUGGGAUACAGCAGUGAAUAAGUGCAAAGGCCCUGCCCUCAUAGAGCUUACACUGUUGGGGGCAAGGGUUGCAGAAUAUAUAAAUUUAUAUAUAAUGUAAUGCAUCCUGGUAGUAGUGAUUAAGUACAGUAAAGAGAAAAUAAAUCAGGACAAAGAAAUAGAAAGGGCUAGAAAUGCAGCUGGCUCUAGCAUUGAAAAAUAGCCCAGAUAGCUCACUGCAGUGAGCAAAGUCUAAAAGUUUUAGCUGUGCCUGCCUAAAAGUUUCUUGCAGAAAUUAGUGCUUUCAGUAGCAUUGUGUGUAUGAGGGAAUUGUGAAAGUUAAUACAUUGUAACAUUCUAAUGUCCCAGAUUCAACAACAACAACAACAAAUAAAUCACAAGGUACACAGAGAAACUGGAAAUGAUGGCUCAUUCAAAGAAACAAGACAGAGAAAUUAUUUCUGUGGAAACCUGGAUAUGAACAGAUUGGAAGAAUAUAAUACAAUGAUAUUAAACAAGCUCGAACUAAAGGAAGGCACAAA
Messenger RNA from Trichechus manatus latirostris (Florida manatee), 3813 nucleotides. It is a transcript of the gene TMEM39A, whose product is annotated as transmembrane protein 39A. The record is from RefSeq and is a predicted model, not a curated record. Lineage: Eukaryota; Metazoa; Chordata; Mammalia; Sirenia; Trichechidae. Gene Ontology annotation, biological process: negative regulation of autophagosome maturation; negative regulation of autophagosome assembly. The transcript is spliced from 9 exons. Bases 372 to 1838 code for a protein of 488 amino acids. Gene Ontology annotation, cellular component: endoplasmic reticulum membrane.